Messenger RNA from Thamnophis sirtalis, 1743 nucleotides. The record is from RefSeq and is a predicted model, not a curated record. NCBI's taxonomy places the organism in Eukaryota, Metazoa, Chordata, Lepidosauria, Squamata, Natricidae.
GCCUGCCUCUCCCCCUUUAUCCGUUUCUCGCAGCAGUCUUCGGGUUACAUAAAUCGCAGAGUCCCGCCGGAGGUUCUACAGUUCCCCGACUGAUCUAGAGAGCUGGCUGGGCUUUUCCUCGGCCCCUUCCCGAAUUUCUCCUUUUUGCUCUUCGAAGCCUUCCGGGUUGUAUGUCCGAUCGCCCGUCUCCAAAACAAACUUGCUCGUUAGCGCACAGCCAGCUGUUAGCAAGGGGAGUCCCGGAUGGCUCUGACCAGCGGCGCGUUUUUCUUCGGGUGGACGGUCGGGGCCGCCUCAACUUUAAUUCUGUUGGCCGCCGCCAUCUCCUUCUUGGUGCUCCGCAACUAUUGGAAAUGGAAAGAGAUGAAGGCCAUCCCGGAGAUCAGACCUUGGUAUCCCAUCCUGGGUAACUCUAUGCUCAUGGAUAGCGACGGCGAAGGUUUUUGGAAGCAGGUAAUUAAUUAUACAGAAGAAUUUCGCUAUGUACCACUGCUAAAACUUUGGAUAGGACCAUACCCCCAUUUGAUCUUAUAUCACCAAGACACUGUAGAGGUUAUCUUACGUAGCUCAACAUUUAUUGAGAAGUCCUAUCUCUAUCGAUUUCUUCAACCUUGGCUAGGAACAGGACUUCUAACAAGCACUGGGAAAAAAUGGCAUUCCAGAAGAAAAAUGUUAACUCCAACUUUCCAUUUUACAAUCUUAGUAGAUUUCCUUGAAGUGAUGAUUGAACAAGCCAAUAUCCUUGUUCAAAAUCUUGAAAAACAUCUGGACAAAGAUCCAUUCAACUGCAGUUUAUACAUUGCAUUAUGCACCCUUGACGUAAUCUGUGAAACAGCUAUGGGCAAAAAUAUUGGUGCACAAAAGAAUAAAAAUUCAGAUUAUGUCAAAGCUGUCCAAAAUAUGAGUGAUCUAAUUCAUCAUAGACAGAAAUCACCAUGGUUUUGGCCCAACCUUUUGUACUAUGUUUUUGGAGAAGGAAGGCAACAUUACAUGAACCUGAAGAUACUUCAUAGCUUUACAGAUAAAGUUAUUGAAGAAAAAAUGCACAAAAUAAAGCAACAAGAGCAAUAUCAAAAUGGCGCUGCCAGCAGCAAUCACCUAAGAAAGAAUAACGAGAGGAAAGCUUUCCUCGAUAUGCUUCUGAAUGCCAGAGAUGAAGAUGGGAGGAAGUUGAGUUACUCCGGUAUACGAGAGGAAGUGGAUACAUUUAUGUUUGAGGGUCAUGAUACCACCGCUGCUGCCUUGAGCUGGGCUAUUUACUUACUUGCAAGGCAUCCAGAAAUCCAAAGAAAAGUUCACAAUGAACUGGAUGAAGUUUUUGGUGAUUCUGACCAUCACAUCACAAUGGAAGAUCUGAAAAAACUGCGAUACCUGGAAUGUGUCAUUAAAGAAGCACUUCGUCUUUUCCCUUCUGUUCCAUUUUUUGCCCGUAUUCUGAAUCAGGAAUGCUAUAUCAGAGGGUAUAAAAUACCAAAAGGGACUGAUGUCAUAAUUGUGCCAUAUGCAUUGCAUAGAGACCCUGACAAUUUCCCAGAGCCACAGGAAUUCAAACCAGAGCGUUUUUUUCCUGAGAACUCCGCUGAACGACACCCUUAUGCUUAUAUCCCUUUUUCUGCUGGGCUCAGGAACUGCAUUGGUAUGUACAUAGAACAAAGUAGUAUAACCCUUGGCUUUCUGAAGAAUUAUAUGUCUUGUAAUGAUGACAUUUUUUUCUCAAAGAAGAGGUAAACAUUAUAACAUAGA